UGAAUAGAUUCUGGUGCACAUGCGCAAUUCCUGAAUUAUGGAAAAAUCCGUUCAGAACACCCAAACUUUCUCAAACCCAUCAUCUAAAAUAUAUAAUUGAAAUCUAUCUUAAAUUUUUAUCACGAGAACAAGCAGAUUACUUUCCACAAUGUAUUCGUGAUAAAUAUUUAAUCCAUACGAGCUUCUUAUGUUUUCCAUAUCCAUCUUAUUUACAAAGAAUAGACAUUGUAAAAAUAAAUCUUGCAACAGCUUUAUGGUUACGGUGGAGAUUACCUAAUUCUUUGAAAAAUUCGGGAAUGGGAUUGUUAUUAAUAAAAGAAUUAGCAAAAAUGUUGGAUAAAUAUACAAAAUCAAUCGAAGGUUUUGUUUGUUCUGUUGCUCAUCCGGUGAAUUUUUUUCAGAUAUCGAUUGAAGGGAAUAAUCACCGAAGCGGACUUUUUAGAUUAAAGAAAUUUAUUUGUCAUGGAGAUUAUGAUAAAACACAAUUAUUAAUUGAUGCUUCUAAAGUUUCAAAGAAAUUAAAAGAAUUAGAAGUUUCAAUAAUAAAGACAUUCGAUGAAGGAUUGGCAUUGAAAAGCUCUUAUGGCAACAUCAGGAUUUAA
Ambispora leptoticha is the source of this 602-nucleotide messenger RNA. Lineage: Eukaryota; Fungi; Glomeromycota; Glomeromycetes; Archaeosporales; Ambisporaceae. The record is from the annotation of a GenBank genome assembly.